Molecule: messenger RNA, 3146 nt
Organism: Pocillopora verrucosa
Lineage: Eukaryota; Metazoa; Cnidaria; Anthozoa; Scleractinia; Pocilloporidae
Product: solute carrier organic anion transporter family member 4A1
Biological process (GO): transmembrane transport
Cellular component (GO): membrane
Molecular function (GO): transmembrane transporter activity; protein binding
Source: RefSeq, a predicted model, not a curated record
GGAAUUAUUGAUCCUCAUAACCAGUCUGUUUGUCAGGGCAGAAAAAACUUCGGGAGAAUUUACAUGAUGAUCAGAGUGAAAUGGACACCGCAUUUGUUACCCGAACCUGGCGGUGCCGUUCGUGUGAGUUCAGCUGAUAUCAAAGGUGUAUUACGUGAUACUGGCUCUCUUCUGAUCACCCUCCGCGUUUAGAAUCUCUCAACUCUAAGGAUAUCCAGGCGGCAGUUAUAGAAAGAUGGAAACAAAAAAGAAUCCUCUAUUCCUAAGAUAUGGAUGGAGAAAUUUCAGACCGGGAUAUCUUCAGUUUAUGAACAACUCCAAAUGUUUCUUGCUAUUUGCCACUGCUUUCAGUAUUAGUCAAGGAAUGACUGUUGGUGGUAUAAGCUCUGCCGUCCUCACAACCAUUGAAAAGCGAUUCCAGUUUACUAGCAGAGAAACAGGGUUCAUCGCUGCUUCCAAUGAUAUUUCUGCCAUUCUUCUUACAUUUAUCGCCAGUUAUUGUGGCGGCUAUGGAAAUAAGUCCAAAUGGCUAGGAUAUGGAGCUCUGAUAACAGGUGUUGGAUGCUUCAUACAUGCCCUUCCCCACGUUAUAAUCGGGCGAUAUCAACCAGAGGCUGACCACGGAGCCUCUACAGGUCAAAGGCAGCUCUUCUGUCACGUGAACACCACAAACACAACAUCGGAUUUAGAGGGUUCCCAGUGUUUAUCGAAAUACGCAAAGAACUGGUACUACCUCAUGAUCUUUUCGGUUGCGCAAAUGGUCAUGGGAGCUGGAACGUCACCCCUGUACUCACUAGCGCCCGCUUAUAUCGACGAGAAUGUCCACCCAAAAUCGUGUCCAGUCUACUUCGGUGUUUUCUUCGCAGCAGCAAUUGUUGGUCCUGGUUUAGGGUUUCUUGUUGCAGGUGCGAUGCUUACAAACUACGUUGAUCUGGAAAUGCCCAAAGGCUUUCACAUCACUCCUCGGGAUUCACGUUGGAUAGGGGCGUGGUGGCUUGGGUACGUAAUGGGUGGAAGCCUUCUCGUCCUUACUAGUGUGGCCCUUUCAGGAUUUCCACGGCAGCUUCCUGGUGCCAAAGAAAGGAGGGAACAAUUGUUGAAAGAAAGAGCCAUUCCUUUAAAAGACCAAAACGUAAUGGAGAACCUAAAAAGUAUUAUCCCAGCGACAAAGCAGCUUCUCAAGAAUCCUGUCUUCGUUUUUAAUGCUUUGGCCCUGUCGGCAACCACUUUUGGUAGCGCUGGCGUGGGGCCUUUCCUUGUGAAAUUCCUUUAUCUGAAGUUUAAUCUAAGUUUGGCCAUUGCAGGGCUGGCCGUUGGGAUAGCGGUGGCUCCUGGUGCUGGAGGUGGUGUUUUCUUGGGAGGUCUUGUUGUCCGUCGUUUCAAGUUAAAAGAGACACUCCUUAUGGCAGCUAAAUGCUGUUUGAUUAUCAAGGUUGCCACAAUAUUUACAAGUCUUAUUUGGCUAAUACCCGGAUGUGACGAGGUGCAACUUGCUGGGAUAGUCAAACCGUACUGGGACAGCACAAUGGGAGGAAAUUCUUUAAUUUCAACAUGUAACAAAAACUGCAGUUGCCCUCUGUCCCUGAUCAGACCUGUGUGUGGCUCGGACAAAUUAACAUACUUCUCUCCUUGUUUUGCUGGUUGCACUUCAUCAAACACUAGUGGGGUUUACACUGGGUGUAACUGUGUCUCGCCACCUUUUAAUGUCUCAACACCCUUGGCUUCUCGUGGAUUAUGUGACAGAGGCUCAGGCUGCAAAAAUUACAUCGUAUUUUUGGUCGCUGUGCUACUUCUGGUGAUGGCAGGUUUUACACUUUCUGUACCAAACAAGACUGUUGUACUUAGGUCAGUUCCUGACAACAUUCGCUCCUACGCAUUUGGCUUACAGUUUGUAUUCCAGCGAACUCUUGGAUUCAUUCCCGGACCGAUAAUUUACGGUUGGUUGUUUGACACUCGCUGCCUCGUUUGGGCGGAAAGCUGCGGCAGAAGAGGCAAUUGUCAGUUUUAUGACGUACAUAGUUUGUCCUAUGGCAUCAUGCUUCUCGCCGGAAGUUCCCAUGUGUUGGCUUCUUUAUUCUAUUUCAUUUCGUUUUGGUAUUGUCGCAAACGAACUACUUCAGACGAAGCGAAGAGCGUCAGGAAAACGGUAGAAUACGGCAAGAAAUUAAAUGAUCAGGACACAAGUGUGUAAGGGAAGUCAUGGGUUCCAAAUCUGUUCUCGAAUCCUUUUAUAAAAAGUGAUUAAUGGACACAACUCUAAUUCUCUUAGUGCUAGCUUCUUGGUGUCAACAUUAACAUUUUUAUCAUGGAGGGUGAGGUUUUUGGUCCAUAGUAUUAAUAUAACGCAACCGGAAGAAUGGUUAACUGAUUCAUACAAUAAUAGUAAUACGCAUAAUACAGUAAUAGUAAUACACGUUAUAGAAUAUACAAUCAGAACACGGAUAAUAAAAAUGUUGGAAAUUCUUAAAUUGUGACAUAGACCCAUACCCCAAUCUUACUUAAAUUGUCACCGCAACUAGUGGAGGAUGGUUUUUACGGCAAAAGAUCAUGAUCGGUUCAUAUUCUCUUGUUUUACGGCUUAUGGUUAAUAUUCUUUCCAUUAUGGUCACCAGAAAAAAAAUUUACGGAUAAUUUUUUUUUACGAUGAACGGUUAAUUUUUGUCAAUUUUUACGCCUUACGACUGAAUUUUUCGGCCGUUUCUCGGCUUAUGGUUGACCCCAUCGAGACCCUCCCAGUUACAGAGGCCGGCUUAUAUAGACAGUCUGACCGUCACAUUGGUUACUUAAUUAAGUACAGAUUUUUUCGACAAAGACUCUCCCGUCAUUUCAAUUUCGUUUUUAGUUUGGUCUUCGUUUACAUCAUCUUCAUCGUAGCUUGAUUUGCAAAACCAAAAGCUCAGGAAAAAGAAUAACACAGCCAGACCUGAGAAUUAAGAACGAAACAAUAGUUAGACGAAUUUAACACUUGAAGGAAAAACAGGUGUUUUAAGGCAGGCUUUAACAAAGGACAAAUUUGGUCUCUUGAGUGCAUUCAGAUGUCAAACUUUCCCUACUUCGAUACGACUUGUUGUAAGCUUUAGAAUUACUCUCAGUUGCUAUCGGCAUUAAAAAGGGAAAAAUAAUAAACUACAUAUUCGCCUGUUACA